AGAUAUUAUGUAAGCUUUGAUUUUCUACCAUUUGUUAAAGAUUAAAGAGUGAAGUAGGAUGGAGGAGAUGGAUACACGGAUAGGGAGACAGGGAUUCAAGGUUCUAAAGGAGAGGGAUACAAGGGAGCAGGAUACAAUAUAAUAAGAAUAACAACAACAUUGAGAUGGAUAAAUAUAAACAAAGCCCCCCAGCGGAGACGGUCAACCCAGGAUAUAAAGAUGAAAACAAACCGACAUUUGUCAAAGCAAGAAAAACAAAACGUCUCAGGAUGAGAAAAUCCCUGGUGAAGGUGAAACGAAACCUCCAGGCAAAUAAAGUAACAACACAAUUUUUUCCACCACAAGGCGAGGUUGCCACCAACCUUACUCUAAUUGUAGCAGUUAUUAUCAUCUUCUUCUGUGCCCGAGCUGUCCUGGGCACAAUAGCAGCUCCUGGAGGAACUAUAUUUGCUCUUUUUAUUCUCAUUCUUCUCUCACUCAUUGCGGGACAAAUUGUAAUACAAGUAGCUUCUUGGAUAUCGAAGCUUGUGGGCAUAGAUAUCAAGAUACCUCCUCUGCUUGGAAUGAUGGCUGUUGGGAUUACUCUUAAAAAUGUUCCUUACAACUUUGGCCAGUUUGGUAGAGCUGAGUGCAUUGGGAAUGUUUCAGUUGAGUUUGCAGACUCUCUUCAUAACUUUGAGAUAAAUUCAUCUGAAUUUGAUGAGGAACUAAUGGGAUUUACAGUAAAACCUUCCAUCAGACUGCAUGACAUAUAUGGAGCUGAAGCCCAGCAUUCUCUUGAUCAUACUGUGUCUGAAAACCAGCGUAUAUCAAGCAAUGUGGACCAACAUGAAGUCUUUCCUCUAAAUGAUCAUGAAUAUAAUCCUAGUACGGCUGAUGAUACUCUGAGCAAUGUUGUUCAAAAAUCUACCCCAUACCAGGAACGGUUGCAGGGGAUUAUUCAGAACCAUAUUGACACACUGACUAAAAUUGGUGAGCUUCAUCAAGAAUUGACCAAACCAACUACUCCAUCAGAUGAAGAUGUUAUAGGAAGUAAGCAUCCUAAAAUGAAUGUUUUUAAAUCCCCCAAAUGGCCAACUGACCACAGUUCAGAGGAAAACAUUUUAAACUUGAUGGAUUCAAGACAUAAAAGAACCUUACGUAGUGAACAUGCUGAAGAAAGUACUUCACUGCCUGAGGAUUCCUGUAAGAAAAGAUUCAUUGGGCAUGAACUUGAUCCCUUGCUGUCUCGAACUCUAAGAUCCAUAUGUCUGACAGUUAUUCUACUCAUGGCAGGCCUAGAACUAGAUCCUCCUGCACUCUGGAGACUUAAAUGGAUUGUACUCAGAACUACAUUUAUUCCUUGCCUUGUAGAGGCAUUUGCAGCAUCUUUAUUUUGCUAUUUGAUCCUUGGAUUUCCCUUUCUUCCUGGUCUAUGCUUUGGAUUUGUUCUCUGCGGAGUAUCUCCAGCUGUUAUUAUUCCAGGAUUGGUGAAUCUGAGUCAGAGAGGAUACGGAGUAAAGAAGGGAAUACCAACACUGGUUAUUGCAACAUGUUCUGCUGAUGAUCUUGUGGCUAUUGGAGGAUUUGGUAUUGCACUUGGUAUCACUUUUAAUCCAGAUGCUUCAAUUACCGAUCUUGCCAGCCAUGGUCCAAUUGAAGUCACCAUGGGUAUUGGAUUUGGAAUCUUCUGGGGUUAUGUAUGCCAGUGGCUCCCAAGUAGACAUAACAAAGAUUAUAUCCUGUUCAGAUUUAUUAUACUUUUUUGCGGAGGUCUCUUUGCCUUGUUCGGAGCCCAUCUAAUCCACUAUGACGGUGCAGGUGGUCUGGCGUGCGUGAUCAUGGCAUUUGUUGCCUCAAUUCAGUGGAGAAAAGAAGGAUGGGGAGAUCAUAAUCCCAUAACUGACAUCUUUGGGAAAAUGUGGAUUAUCCUCGCUCCCAUCAUAUUCUCUCUGAUCGGAACUAAUAUCCAGGUUGAUAAGAUGAACGGUGAUACUGUAGGGUUAGGAGUUGCCGUUAUAGUUUGCUGUAUUCUAACAAGAAGUUUUUUUACCUAUUGGUCUGCAACAUUUGGAGGACUAAACACCAAGGAAAAGUUAUUUCUAAGCCUGGCCUGGCUUCCAAAAGCCACAGUUCAAGCUGCCUUAGGUCCAGUAUUUUUGGACAAUGCUUUGAGGUCCGGAAUAACAGAAUUUGUUCCGUACGGAGAACAGAUUCUCAAUAUGGCAGUUCUAUCAAUUGUGAUCAGUGCUCCCUUGGGAGCCGUCCUAAUCCUAGCCACAGGGCCCUUGCUUCUCCAUUCUGAUUUAGAGGUUAAAGGAAGCACAGAUGAGGGAUCUGAUCUGGAAGAAGCUGAGAAGGAGGAGGAGGGGCAGGAAGAGGAUGCUGAGGAGAGAGAGGAAGAGGAUGCUGAGGAUAGAGAAGAUGAGGAGAGGGUGGAGGAAAACGCGAAUAAAUCCUUCAAAAAUAAUUCUAAGAUGUUAAAUAAUGAAAUGGAAAGUGUGGACGUAUGUCAGGGGGAUCUUUCUGUAGACAAUAAAAAGAUCGUAAAAGAACAUUUGAACUAAAGAAGCGAGAUAAACAUUGAAAAGCAUUUCAGUAUUUUCCUAUAUAUCCAGUUAUUCCCCAUUUUCAAUAUUUUCUUUUAUUUUGAUCUGGCUGAAAAUUGAUAUGACUAUAACAGUCAAAUUGCCUACACUUUUCUCAGAAAUCCAUCGGAUUAUCUACAAUUUAGUCUUUGCCACAAACUCUAAACUUUUCUAAUCCCUAUAUCUUUACAACCUGAUGUUGUAAACCUUAGAUAUUUUUUCUUGCAGAAGCCAUAGAUUAAAACAUGUGAAGUGUACGGCAUUAUGUUAAAAAGGUUUAUUGAAUGAGAAAAUCAAAGCUUGUGACAAAUUCUGAAUUCCUUAACAAGAUUUUUUGCUGAAAAUUCGUUCGCAGAAUUAAAUAAAAAAUAGCUUUUUUGUAAA
This is a messenger RNA of Eurytemora carolleeae, 2951 nucleotides long. Its product is annotated as sodium/hydrogen exchanger 9B2. The record is from RefSeq and is a predicted model, not a curated record. Lineage: Eukaryota; Metazoa; Arthropoda; Copepoda; Calanoida; Temoridae. The coding region runs from base 165 to 2546 and encodes 793 amino acids. Gene Ontology annotation, cellular component: membrane. The transcript has 5 exons. Gene Ontology annotation, biological process: proton transmembrane transport. Gene Ontology annotation, molecular function: antiporter activity.